Molecule: messenger RNA, 1193 nt
Organism: Lates calcarifer (barramundi perch)
Lineage: Eukaryota; Metazoa; Chordata; Actinopteri; Centropomidae
Gene: pusl1
Product: pseudouridine synthase like 1
Exons: 8
Coding region: 205-1113 (302 amino acids)
Biological process (GO): tRNA pseudouridine synthesis
Molecular function (GO): RNA binding; pseudouridine synthase activity
Source: RefSeq, a predicted model, not a curated record
GUUGUGUUGUCUCUGCUGUAGGCCGGCGCAUCUGUUCGGUCCCAAACACAUGAGAGCUUCAGCAGAGGUUUGUAAAAGUCGACCUUCACGUAAAGACUGAAACAUCAGUGAAAGCCGCGGUUACAUUCUUGUUUAAAUGUAACGUGUUACUGCUGUGAGUACGGACAACAUGAUCGAGAGGUGUCAGAGACAUCUGGAGAGACCAUGCACAACUGGGCACGUUACCUCAUCUUUUUUCAGUACAUUGGAACAAAAUACAGUGGUGCAGUCAAAGUGCCUCCUCAUCAGGUGAAGAGGAAAGGGAUCCAGGACCACUUGGAGGAUGCGAUAAGGAGGCUGAGGCCCGUCAACCCAGUGUCUCUGACAGUCUCCAGCAGGACAGACACAGGUGUCCACGCCCUCUCUAACUCUGCCCACUUUGACCUCCAACGCAGUAACAACAAGCUGCCCUUUCCUGAAGACAUUCUUGUUAAGGCCCUGAAUUACCAUCUCGGGUCUGAACAAAUCAGGGUCACCCGUGCCCACCGCGUGCCUGAUAACUUCCACGCCCGUUUUCACGCCAAGACCCGGACUUAUGUUUACCGGAUAGCCCUGGGAUUCCCCCACCACUGUCAGCUUCCCCUCACAGACCACAAUCUGUGCUGGAACAUCCGCAACACGGAGCUGGAUAUGGGAGCCAUGCGCCAAGCUGCUGCCCUGCUGGUUGGGACUCACAACUUCAGCAGCUUCAGGGCCAUCAACUCUGACAUGCCUUUUAAAAACCCUGUCAAGACACUGGAUGUGGUCGACAUACAGCCAGGCAGCUCUUUUGCACACGCACACUUCCACAGGGACAUACCAAUCUGGGAGCUGACUUUUAGGAGCAAAUCUUUUCUCUACAAGCAGGUGCGGAGGAUGACAGGGGCCCUGGUGGCAGUAGGCCAGGGGCGGCUGUCAGUGCCCCAGCUAAAGGACAUAAUGGAGGCUCAAGACUCUGUGGCCUACCCACAGGCCAUGGCUGCUCCGGCUCACGGCCUGUUCCUCACCAGGGUGGACUACAGAGACACAGACCUGCAGCUUCCACAACAGUCAUCAGAGGAGCAACUUUCCUCCACUGGAAACACAGAUGAUUAAUUCUACUUGUACAAUUCAUUCAUGUUAAUGUAUUUCCAUACUGCUGUUAUGUAAUGAUUGUAAUAAAGUUUUUGUACUUA